Messenger RNA from Panicum virgatum (switchgrass), 2045 nucleotides. Its product is annotated as ribulose-1,5 bisphosphate carboxylase/oxygenase large subunit N-methyltransferase, chloroplastic-like. Gene Ontology annotation, biological process: peptidyl-lysine monomethylation. Gene Ontology annotation, cellular component: chloroplast. The transcript is spliced from 12 exons. NCBI's taxonomy places the organism in Eukaryota, Viridiplantae, Streptophyta, Magnoliopsida, Poales, Poaceae. The coding region runs from base 53 to 1564 and encodes 503 amino acids. Gene Ontology annotation, molecular function: protein-lysine N-methyltransferase activity; protein binding; [ribulose-bisphosphate carboxylase]-lysine N-methyltransferase activity. The record is from RefSeq and is a predicted model, not a curated record.
GACCAGACCACGCGUCCACGCCAGUUCCGCGGUUCCGCUCCGCGGUUCCGCCAUGGCCACCUCCACCACCGCGCUCCACCCGCAAUUCCGGCCACCGCUGCGCGCUCCCGCCCGUCGCCGCCCGCUCCCACACUCCUCGUAUUCCUCGUUCGCCCGCGCUCGCCCUCGCACUACCAUCCGAGCCUCAGCGGCGUCCGCUUCCGCGCCCGCGCAGCAGGAGGCCGUCGCGGGCGUCCCGUGGGGCUGCGAGAUCGAGUCCCUGGAGAGCGCGGCGUCGCUGGAGCGGUGGCUCAUAGACUCGGGCCUCCCAGAGCAACGCCUGGCUAUCCAGCGCGUGGAUGUCGGCGAGCGCGGCCUUGCCGCUCUCAAGAACAUCCGCAAGGGGGAGAAGCUGCUCUUCGUGCCGCCUGCCCUCGUCAUCACUGCCGAUUCGGAGUGGAGCCGCCCAGAGGUGGGGGAGGUGAUGAAGAGGAACGCCGUGCCUGACUGGCCGCUUAUUGCCACUUAUCUCAUAAGCGAAGCCAGUUUAGAGGGAUCGUCGAGGUGGAGCAGCUACAUAGCAGCUUUGCCAAGGCAGCCUUACUCGCUUUUGUACUGGACUCGUGCAGAGCUAGAUGCAUACCUGGUGGCUUCGCCAAUCAGGGAACGUGCAGUUCAGAGGAUAACUGAUGUGAUUGGGACAUACAACGACCUUCGAGAUCGUAUAUUUUCUAAACAUUCAGAUUUAUUCCCUGAAGAGGUAUAUAACAUAGAGACAUUUCUAUGGUCCUUUGGCAUUCUCUUCUCACGCCUGGUUCGUUUGCCAUCAAUGGAUGGAAGGGUUGCACUAGUUCCUUGGGCAGAUAUGCUUAACCAUAGCCCUGAGGUGGAAACAUUCUUGGACUUCGAUAAGUCAUCGCAAGGAAUAGUUUUCACCACUGACCGUGCAUAUCAACCAGGUGAGCAGGUUUUUAUAUCUUACGGGAAGAAAUCCAGUGGUGAGCUAUUGCUUUCAUACGGUUUUGUUCCAAAAGAGGGGACAAACCCAAAUGAUUCAGUUGAGUUACUGGUGUCUAUUGAUAAAUCUGACAAGUGCUACAAAGAGAAGCUAAAAGCACUAAAGCGGAAUGGUUUGUCAGCAUCUGAAAGUUUCCCAUUGCGGGUUACUGGGUGGCCAGUUGAGCUGAUGGCUUAUGCCUUCCUUGUGGUCAGUCCUCCUGACAUGAGUCAACGCUUUGAGGAGAUGGCUGUUGCUGCAUCGAAUAAAAAUUCAACCAAACCUGGAUUUAAUUAUCCUGAAUUGGAAGAACGGGCUCUUCAGUUUAUCCUGGACUGCUGUGAAUCUAAUAUAUCAAAGUAUUCCAAGUACCUAGAGGGUGGCAAUGGCUCUCCACAAGGUUCAAUAAAUGCAAAGCAAGCCAACAGGACCUUACUGCUAAAACAGCUAGCAAAAGAUCUGUGCAUCAGUGAACGGAGAAUCUUGUAUCGUACACAAUAUAUACUGCGUAGAAGAUUGAGGGACAUGAGAGGUGGUGAACUUAGAGCUUUGUCAUUGUUCAAUGGGCUCAGAAAGCUCUUCAAAUAAAUGCAUCGGCUACAUUUCUAGGUGGAUUGGAUCUUAUUGGAUAAAUUUGGUUUCCCUGGUAACACGGUCAUUUACAUAUCCCUUUAACCACUUUUGGAUUGCUUAAUACUGUGUUUUUCACUGGGCACUGCUUGGUUCAGAUUCAGGUGCAUUGACCUUGCAGCUGGAGCCUCCGAUGUUUCAUUACCAGAUCAGAUUGCAGUCUCAGCCACAAAUUUCUUAUCUGGAGAAGCAUCAAAAUGCUAGAAAGGAGCUACGGUUCAACAAAGGAUAGUUGUGAAUUGUAAUUGAACAGCCCAUAGCUUGGCAUAUAUGUAAGAGUAAAUUCUACAUGUAGCCUGUAAAGACAGAUUUUACGAGAGGAGCUGGCCGGUCGUUCUGCUCUGAUCCCUGCUAUGUAGUCUACCAUAUCUGAUGUUUAUGUCGUCCAAACUGUAAUCCAUGGUAUCUGCAACUGCUGAAAAUAGUUGUGCCUACAGAA